Molecule: messenger RNA, 1590 nt
Organism: Myotis myotis
Lineage: Eukaryota; Metazoa; Chordata; Mammalia; Chiroptera; Vespertilionidae
Gene: BNIP3
Product: BCL2 interacting protein 3
Exons: 6
Coding region: 224-808 (194 amino acids)
Biological process (GO): positive regulation of apoptotic process; mitochondrial outer membrane permeabilization
Cellular component (GO): mitochondrial outer membrane; nucleus; mitochondrial envelope
Source: RefSeq, a predicted model, not a curated record
CCUUGGCCAAUGGGCGACGCCGUCGCUUAUCCGCCGCUUAUCUGCCUUGCGUCUGUCGGCGCUCGUCAGACAGUCGGGGUCUCAGGCUGACGUUGCUUGGCCUUCUGUUCCCCCGUGUUCGUGUUCCGGCUCCCGCCGUCCACUUCUGAGCGCCUGACACUCAACCAACCCCGGCCCCGACCCCAGCCCAACCCGCCGGCCGCAGCGCCCUCCCUCCGGCGCCAUGUCGCAGAGCGGGACUCCCGGACUGCAGGAGGAGAGCCUGCAGGGCUCCUGGGUGGAGCUGCACUUUAGCAGCAACGGGAACGGCAGCAGCGUGCCGGCCUCCGUCUCUAUUUAUAAUGGGGACAUGGAGAAAAUCCUGCUGGACGCCCAGCAUGAGUCUGGACGGAGCAGCUCCAAGAGUUCUCACUGUGACAGCCCGCCUCGCUCACAGACCCCACAGGACACGAACCGAGCAUCUGAGACAGACAGCCAUAGCAUUGGAGAAAAGAACAGCUCUCAGUCUGAAGAAGAUUACAUUGAGAGAAGGAAAGAAGUUGAAAGCAUCCUGAAGAAAAAUUCAGACUGGAUAUGGGACUGGUCAAGCCGGCCGGAAAACAUCCCCCCUAAGGAGUUCCUGUUCAGGCACCCGAAGCGCACGGCCACCCUCAGCAUGAGGAACACAAGUGUCAUGAAGAAGGGGGGUGUCUUUUCAGCUGAGUUUCUCAAAGUCUUCCUUCCGUCUCUGCUGCUCUCACACCUGUUGGCCAUUGGGUUGGGGAUCUACAUCGGGCGGCGUCUGACCACCUCCACCAGCACCUUCUGAGGAGGAAUUGGAAUCGGCUUUUCACAAGGGAGCGGGAUUCAUACCAGAGCUUGCGACAUGGCUCACUGAGGCGCGGUCCUGGCCUUGGUGGCUGGCCACUGUGUUGAUUUGUUCUGUAAAUGCUGGGUGCCUGAUUUAGUGAGACGAAGAAUAGACACUGGAAACGACGCUAACCUAGAACCAGCCCUACCUGUGGGAUCAAUCAAUGAGCAUGUCACACUAAUACUACUGGAAUAAUGUGGUGGUAACUUUUCUUUGACAUUAUAAAUAUGAGUAUAAAUAAUUUUACCAUGCUAGUCAUGAUGUAUGUAUUUUAACUAUCUGUAACCUUAAUUCAGUUAAAACCUCUCCCUAUUUUGAAUGAAUGAAUAAUGUUAUUAAAGUGACUCCAUAAAUGGUUUGUCCCAAAUAAACAUGUGGCCUUACAUUCACACUGCUGUAGGGCACCCUGUAUGUGGAUGCAGGUGUCUGUGAAGACCACGCUUCACUGUUAGCUGUUCUGAUUUGUGUGUGAUAGGGCCCAGGGCACAGGCCAGGCCCUGUGCAGUGCAGACACUGGCCUGCGUGCUGGGGCAGGGCGGUGACUGUAGUGACCACAUAGAUGAUGCACCUAGGACACCUGCUAAAGCACCUUCCUUGUCCCCACUCGGGAUUGCUGCAUUUAGGCUCAUUUGUGUUCAUUUUUUUGCGUGCUCUGAGAUUUAGCUUCAUUCUAAGUAAAUCAGUGUCUACUUUAGAAGACUGGAAAUAGAAAACAAUAAACUUUUGCCAAAUCCUUCAGA